AUGACCGCCCCGACGAUUUCGCCGGGAAGCUUGUCCCAAGAGCAGCUUUUACACCUUUGGGGUUGGUUUGAUCGGCUUUAUUUCAUAUAGUUUUGAAAUUAUUGGAGUUACUGUUGACUAAAUUUUAUUGAAAAUCCUUGAAAACUCACAAUUUCCCGCGAUCUGGUUGCAUGCAGAAUGACUCGAUGCUGAAUUUGGUUGAUUUCUUUUGAACAGCUUCAAAAAGUUUUUUUUUAUUCUUCAUUCUCUAACCAUUUUUCAAAUUCAGUUCCCACCUCCUUUAACUUUAAAAACCUAUCUAGGAACACGUACAAUGGGCAAAAUGAGCCGUCGCAGCGUCGAGGCGGCAAAUAACACGAAAACGGGCGCUGGCACGAAGCCCAAGGUUGGUUACUGUAGAUUUCUUUAAAGUGUGUAUUUUUCUAUCUUGCAGGUUGCAACGCCUCAAGUCGUCGCCAAGAUCGAGCAGUACAAGCGCGACAAUCCGACCAUUUUCGCCUGGGAAAUUCGCGAGAAGCUCAUCAAUGAAGGUUUUUUUUUUUGUUAGACUGGACAUUUUUUGACUGGCUUGAGCUAAACCACAAUAAAAAUAUCAAAGCUAGAGAUUCUCGAUAUAGUUUUUAAAAAGAAGAGGUUCAUACAGUAACCUAAACAUUCUUCAAGAGACAAGCGGAUAAUAAGUGAAGUCUUAACUUAUUCGAGAAAUUAGCGAGGCAGUGUGCCAAAACUGGAGUUUUAGACGUAUAAAGUGUUUCUUCUCUAAAGCUGUGUGUGAAUGGUGUAUGGGAGUCUUCAAAGAAAAUUCGAAAAAAGAGGCUUCUUUACGUUUUUUUUUCUCGAAAAUUAUCGAAAAGUUUUCGAUUUUUGACAAAAAUUAAGUCUCAUAAAUGUCACACCCUUCCUAUAUCAAAAAACAAUAAGUUGAAGCUUUUCGAAAACAAAAAAAAAGAUUUGAAACCCAAGAACAAAGGCGGACAUUGGCACCCACUCAACUGUCGGCGAGCUGUAUCACGCUCAGAGGGGCCACUUGAGUGGCUUACACAACAAACAUGACCGGUAUAGCAAAUACGUGCCUUUGUUUUUGUUAGAGGCUGGAAAAAAAAACUAAAUUCAUUCGCUCUGAUAUUUUCAUUUCGAAGCCCUGAAAAAAGCUUCUCAUCUGCUCUGGAAAUCCAAAAAGGCACUCGAAAUCGUCGCCGAAUCGUCUCCCGCAGGCAUUGUAGCAGCCGAGUGCGAAUUGUGACACCAUUCGGUGUGCAAACAUGGCCGUCCAGGCAAAUACCUACAGUACGACAUCUCUUUAAUGAAUACCGUAUAUCGGGUUUCAAAAGAGACGCGCGCUUUUGCGCCUUGUUGUCAUCGAUACGAUGUGUCGAGUGACAUCCAUUCCGCCGCACCUUGUUCAGUUCUAAUUCGAGGGGAGCUUCUAUCGGAAUGGUUGAAAGAAAGUUGGUCAAUAGAGCGAGCUUUCAGCGAUCUCGAAGAGGGGUGAAAAAAAGUAGGAGAAUUCUAGGGAAACCUAUCCAAACAAGAAAUUUUCGAAAGCUUCUUUAAUGAAUUUUAAGAAAGGCUUGGUUAGAAAAGACCUACCGUACUGCUCGUCGUGCUAGGGCCUUUUCUUAAAAUCACUAAAUCCUUUUGUUUUCAAGGCUAGACUUACAUUAAGUGACUGCCGUUCUAAAAGUAGAACUUAUCUGAAAACCGAAAAAGUCGUCAGAUGUGGCGUUUUUGGUGCAUACACCCUCUUUUUCGAGUCACAGACUGACCGGUUUUUUUCCGUAAUUAAAAAAGAAGCUUGAACCUUGGUAACGUGAACCGCACUCUAUUGAGCAUCUCUAGGGAUCACUUAAGAGUGCUGACACUACUUUAGUGGUCACUAGAAAUGCCCCGACAAAUUCCGCGUCCAGUUCGCGUUACCCAGAUCCGAGGCUUAUAAGGAAAAAAAAGUGAGAAUUUUCUGAAUUUCGAAAAAAAAAACCAAGUAAAAAAUCGAAAAUAAAAGUGGAUUUCAGCCGUCUGCUCAACGCCGCCUUCAGUUUCCUCAAUCAACAGGAUUCUGAGAACCAGGGCAGCUGAGAGGGCCGCCGAAGAACUCAGUAUGAUCAUCAAUGCUCAACACAUGGCCAGGUACCUUCAGAUGGAAAAAGCUCAGUCAAAAGAAGAGUUUUUUGAAGGCAAAGAAUCUCGCCGCGCAAUUUGAUCCCGUCCAUGAGCGGCAUGCAGCAACUGUCGUUCCCUUUUCAGCCGACCAUUUGGCCAGGUUUUUUCGAAACCAUUUUCGGAAGAAAAAUGAGGGAACGUCUAGGAUUCCUCCUGAACCCGGCCACGACGACGACCACUUCCUUGCCCAUGCAACUCCACCCGCUUCUUUCUGUUCUGACGGCGAAUCCGCAGCCGGCGGCCUCGCCGACGGAGACGAUUCCGAUGAGCGAAGAAGACCCGGGAAUCCGUCGUUGCUCCAGGAGCACCUUCACUGCAGGUUCGGUCAUUUCACUUCUUUUUUGGCUCUUUCAUAUCGCUUCUGAAAUGAAACUUCUGUUUUGUUCCAUAUUUUCCUCCUUUCUUUUCCGAAGGUCAUAGGGUUAAGAAAGAAUUUCCGAAAAGUGCUGCCUUUUCCAAAUCUCGUAAUGAUUAGUUUCUAAGUUGGCUCACAAUUUUUUCCCCGCAUUUUUUGAUGGUGAAGCGCUUUUGGUAAUGGGCUAUAUAUCCUCAUUUUCAGAACAACUGGCUGUGCUCGAGGCGGCGUUCAGCAAGGAUCCCUACCCAAGUGGCGUCGACCGAGCCGAACUCACGAAAAGAACGGCUCUCCCCGAAGCGCGCAUACAGGUGUGUCCACGGCAUGGCGACGCCUUCAACCGAGGAGCGCAGGUGUGGUUCUCGAACCGACGCGCGAAAUGGCGACGUGCCCAGCAGGAAUCGGCGGCGCAGUCGGCCAGCGAGAAGGACGACGACGUCCGCGCCGCGACGUCAUUCCCCGAUACGAUGCUCCAAGCGACGUCGUCAGAGUGCAGGAAGCUGGAGAGGUUGGCUCUUUUUCAGAGAAUGCUAUUUUCAAGGGCAGAUUUAGAAACCCAAAACAUGUCUUUUUAAGAUCAGAGUCCGAUGAAUUGUCAACGACGCCAACGAUUCCCAAAAAGUACACGAUUUUCAAGCCAUAUGAAUGA
Caenorhabditis auriculariae is the source of this 3164-nucleotide messenger RNA. The record is from the annotation of a GenBank genome assembly. Lineage: Eukaryota; Metazoa; Nematoda; Chromadorea; Rhabditida; Rhabditidae.